This is a messenger RNA of Suillus plorans, 1765 nucleotides long. RefSeq lists its product as uncharacterized. Bases 472 to 1482 code for a protein of 336 amino acids. NCBI's taxonomy places the organism in Eukaryota, Fungi, Basidiomycota, Agaricomycetes, Boletales, Suillaceae. Gene Ontology annotation, biological process: removal of superoxide radicals. Gene Ontology annotation, molecular function: thioredoxin-disulfide reductase (NADPH) activity. The record is from RefSeq and is a predicted model, not a curated record. Gene Ontology annotation, cellular component: cytoplasm. The transcript has 5 exons.
CAAUCGGAUAGAGCGUCAGACUCUUAUGACUAGGCGAUCUGAAGGCUGCGAGUUCGACCCUCGCGGUGGGCUAAUGUUUUUGCAUAAUUUUAGUAUUUGCGUUAUAGGAGUUAUGUCGGCAAUGGUGGUGCACUAGUCUCUGUCCGAGCAUGUGGAAAGGGUUUGUCGACGAAGAAUGUCGGACAAAAAAAUAUUCCGGCUCUAAACAUGUCAUUGAUAAUUUUUUGAUGAUCUUCUGACAGCCUUACGUUGCACCUAGCCUGCCGCAACACCAAAUUCGUAGUCAUUCAAGGCCUAGGUCUUAUACUCAAAGCGCGCUAACCAGACCCGUAAUCCGGCGUCAUGGCCCUUAGUUUUUUUCCGACAAGCAGGCGAAAGUUAGAGAGAUAUGCUUUCUCUAAUUCGCUUCAAGGCCCCUUCCUUUCGCAACUAUAACUGCCUCCCCUUUGGAUUGCACUAGAUCACUCAAACAUGGCCCCACUCACAAAUAGAAAAGGGCCAAAGAGCACAAAGAUGCAUUCAAAAGUCGUUAUUAUUGGGUCAGGUCCUGCAGGACACACCGCCGCUGUAUAUCUUGCGCGCGCGAACAUCAACCCUGUCCUGUUUGAGGGCUUUAUGGCAAAUGGUUUCGCUGCCGGUGGUCAACUUACCACAACCACAGAUGUCGAGAACUAUCCCGGUUUCCCAUCUGGCAUCCUUGGUCCCGAGCUUAUGGAUAGGUUUCGCGAGCAGUCCAUUCGCUUCGGAACGCGGAUCAUCACAGAGACCGUUUCCAAGAUCGAUCUCUCUGCACGCCCCUUCCGUUACUGGCGAGAGGGUGAGGAACACGAUGAACCAGAAACUGCCGAUGCGAUUAUCAUCGCAACUGGUGCGAGCACUAAGAGGCUAGGACUCAAGGGCGAAGUCACAUACUGGCAGAGCGGCAUCAGCGCGUGUGCAGUCUGUGAUGCUGCCGUCCCUAUCUUCAGGAAUCAACCGCUAGCUGUCAUCGGUGGUGGUGAUUCUGCAGCAGAAGAAGCGACCUAUCUGACAAAAUACGGCUCCCACGUGUAUGUCCUUGUCCGCCGUAGCGAACUCCGCGCUUCUAAAACUAUGGCCAAGCGCCUCAUGAAUCACCCCAAGAUUACGAUUCUUUGGAACACCGUCGCAACCGAAUGCCAAGGCGACGGCAACCUCCUCAACAACCUCCGCAUCAAAAACGUAAGGACAGGGGAAGAACAUGAUCUACCAGUGCGCGGACUUUUCUAUGCGAUCGGACAUGAACCAGCUACGUCCCUCGUGCGCUCCCAGCUGCAAACGGACCUUGAUGGGUAUGUCAUCACUGUCCCUGGAACGACGCAGACGAGCGUCAAGGGCGUGUUUGCCGCUGGCGAUGUGCAGGAUAAGAAGUAUAGACAGGCUAUCACUAGUGCGGGGAGUGGGUGCAUGGCCGCGCUUGAGGCAGAGAGGCUUAUUGCGGAGGAGGAGGUAGAGGAGGGUUAGUAGAAAGUCAGAAGAAUUUAAAUGCGUAUACCGCUGCAAUAAUUUUUGCCAUGUGAUCAUCUAGGCUCAGUCCAGGCUUGUUUGACAUGAACUUGAGAAAUGCCGACUGCAGCUUCGGCAGUAUUUGGCUGGCCUAUAGGUCAAAGCUUGAAUUUAUCAGAAAACCCUGUGCAAUAUUGAACUGCAAAAGGUAUUGAUUACCUUCCAAACUUGAACUAAAACUUUAGCCCACCGCGAGGGUCGAACUCGCAGCCUUCAGAUCACCGCCUUGCACAAACUCGUA